Aspergillus fumigatus Af293 is the source of this 2304-nucleotide messenger RNA. The record is from RefSeq and is a predicted model, not a curated record. Lineage: Eukaryota; Fungi; Ascomycota; Eurotiomycetes; Eurotiales; Aspergillaceae.
AUGUCCGAGACUGCGGCAAACCACCUUGCCGACCAGGUCGCACAGCUCAAUGCUGCUCGAAAUCUCGUUCUCGGCGAUGCCGCCUUCUAUCCGCAGAUCGUGAACGGAAUCAUUCCUAUCAUCGGUGCGCAUGCGCGAUUGGAACUGCGACGAUGGGGAGCGGAGUUUCUGGCAGAAACAUUCGCCAGUCCCGCUUUGGCAACAGCACAAAAGGAACAAUUGGCGGGCAGGGUAUUACAGACGAUACGAGAGAUCAUAGAGUUGCCUGAGGGAGACACUCCGGUCUUGAAGCAUAUAGUGCAGAUUGCGGCCAGCUUGUAUCCGUUGGCUUUUAGACACAUAAUCAAUCAUCCAGAAGACAGCGCUUUGUGGGAAAAUAUGAUGGCUGUCAAGCAGGAUAUCCUGCGCAAAUGGGACUCAUCUCCUUAUCCAGUCAAAGUGUGCUGUAUCAAGUUUGUUCAGCGGGUUGUUCAGGUGCAGACACAUGGCCCCAUUGCAGACCCUAGAGUAUGUGUACAGCCCUCUGACUAUAGUGUUAAUAAGACUUGGUUGUUGUUGACAAUCUCCAGCGGCCCGAGCAUAAUGAAACGUCCUUGGCCAUCGUUCCCAAAAAUCACUCCAUUUUGGCUCUACCCCAUCUCGAGGCGGAAGCCUCUGGCCUGCUCGACAGGCUGCUGUCGGUUUUCCAAGAAGACGCCAGGUACCAUCAAUAACUUUCGAAGCCACACCGCUCAAUGUGCCUCCUCGCUAAUUCUUUCCUGUAGCGAUCCUCUCCUCGUCAAUGCUACGCUAAACUGCCUGGCGGUGCUGAUCCGAAAUCGACAGUCCGUUGGCAACAAGAUCAUCAAUGCUGUUCUGAACUUCUACCCUGCGAAACAGGUGCGCUCUCCACUGACACCUGCUAUCCGUAUUGGCGUCAAGUCGAUGGAACGAACGGCUAGAGCGUUGUUUGUAAAUAUCCUGAAGAAAAAUCCGAGCCAUCCCCUUGCGGGCAAGAUGCAGCACCACAUGGAACGUUUGAUGCAGUCCCGCUUAGAAACCAUAGAUGAUGCAUCCAAGAAGCGAGGACUGCCAUUUGAGCCGACCGAUGGGCUUGAUAAUGCUAAACGUGCCAGACUCGAUGCAGAAACGCCCCCAUUGAUCAAGAUUCCUCCUCUUCCACCAGGUCCUGUCAGUUACGCUCAGCUGUAUACCUUAACAGAAGACUCGGGUCUUUCCUCCUUUGACGUGAAGCAAUUACCACCCGAUCUCCUAGUCAAGAUCGCAGUCCCCGUGCUAGCCCGGGUCGAUCCGUCUGCGUUGAUGCAGGCUGUUGAAGGUGUCCGAGCCAGAUACCAAACUCUUACUCGACAACAGGCCGCAAAACCUCAGGUGGUCGUCCCCGAGGAUGAGGAUGAUGACUAUGAACCUGAAUACCAGCCUACGGAUGUUGCCGUAGCAGCUGCUCCGCAAGCAGAUGUCGUAUCCGCUGAUAUGGCAGAGUUGCAGCCAGAUCUAGUCUCUCUUGGUCCAUUCGUCUUGCCGCAACCACCGCCGUUGACGGAAGAAGAGGCCGCGGACAUUGGUCGCAGCGCCGUAGGAAGAGUCUUUGAGAUGCUCACAUCAGCUGCGAUGGCCCCGAACCCUACCAAAGGAAAAGCCCAGCAGCACCUGGGCUUUUCUCGAUUAGCGGGCAGCACAUUCGACCGUGAUGCUUGGGUUACCUUACUUACCAGACUUGCCACGAGAGCGCCCGCAACUCUAGAAGUUGAUGACAAAAAGACCGAAUCCGACCCACGCGCCAGGAAGACCCCAGCAAUCUCGAAUUUCAUCCGCGAGUCAUUAUACCGAUACAUUCUUGAAGACUUCAGAGCGCGGGUCAACGUCGGGAUCAUGUGGUUGAAUGAAGAAUGGUACAAUGACCGAAUUCAGAUGAAGUUCGCUGCUACUCAGCGAACCGAGGAAGAUGAGGCAUCUAUACCCCUACAUUACGAUCAAUGGGUCCUGCGACUAUUGGAUGGCUUUUUGCCCUAUCUGGAUUCCCGGGAUACCAAGAUUUUCAUCCGAUUUCUCAGCGAAAUACCGGAGGUCACUAUACCCAUCACAAAGCGAGUCUCCAGAAAAAUCCUGGCCAAGUGGCGACCGCACGUCGUAGAACAGCAGCAGCAGCAACAGCAACAAGAACAGUCCGAACAACAGGAGCAGAUCUCCCUGGCCAGCCGCUCAGUACCAGCGGAAAGCACUGCACCACCCGCAGAUGACGGGAGUGCGCCAGCGCCAGCGGACUCCAGCAUUCAGCCGCAAGUAUCUGCCAGCGAAACUUGA